AUGGCCCAGGGCCAGGGUCGUGGUCAGCCCCGGCUCGGCGCGACUUGGUAUCCAGGGGGUCAGGAUGACUUCUACAUGCCAGAGGUCAUCUCCCCCUCCCCCCAAAGGGUAAUGCCCGAAGUGCCUGAGAACAUGCAAGACAACAUCGCACAGUUGGAACACCACGUUCGCGACCCCCGCCGCGCCCAGCCGCAGUCGCCCGCACAAUACGCUCCUCGCUCCCAGUACCCGGAGCACAGCUCCUCCGCCGUCCAGGCCCAGCCGCAGUCGCCCGCACAAUACGCUCCUCGCUCCCAGUUUCCGGAGCGCAGCUCCUCCGCCGCCCAGGCCCAACCGCAACAAGCCCAGGCUCACGACCACGGUGCCUACGCGCAGUCUGCGACCUACGACAGCAUGGAUCACCCCAAUUUCUCGCCCUUCCCCCGCGAAGCCAGUCUCGAGCGCGCCCGCAUGGCCGUCCUGUCUACCACCGACCCCGAAAUGCAGUUGGCCUGGGCGCAGGAUGCUCUCGCCUUUGUUGAGGUGGCCGCGCAGAACGAAGCCCGUCUGUCGUCGAUGCAGCCGCCGCGUCCUCACACGCCUCAGGUGGAGCGCCAGUUGCGCACGGAUGCGCUAAACAUUGUCAACUUCCUGGCGGGGCAGCAGCACCCCAAGGCCGAAUUCAUCAAGGGCAUGUGGCUGGAGUUUGGCAAGUUUGGCUACCGCGUCGACCGGAAGGAGGCGUUCCGCUGCUAUUCACGAGCGGCGGAGAAGGGAUAUGCGCGCGCAGAGUACCGCAUUGGAAUGCAGUUUGAGAGCUCAGGAGAACCAGAGAAGGCCAUUAGACACUAUGAGCGUGGUGUGGCGAGGGCAGAUUCGGCCUCGUACUAUCGCCUGGGCAUGAUGAUUCUUCUUGGCCAGCAUGGCCAGCGCCAGGACUUCCAGACCGGAUUGGAAUAUAUUAGGUUGGCCUCGCAAUCAUGCGACCAGAAUGCGCCGCAAGGUGCCUAUGUCUACGGCAUGCUUUUGGCUCGGGAGCUCCCUCAAGUCAGCGUGCCCGAAUCUUUCCUCACUCCCGACCUCAACAUCGCUCGUGUCAACAUCGAAAAGGCCGCCUACCAUGGAUUCGCCAAGGCCCAGGUCAAGAUGGGCGCCGCAUACGAGCUCUGCCAGCUGCAAUGUGAUUUCAACCCCGCGCUGUCUUUGCACUACAAUGCGCUCGCGGCCCGCCAGGGUGAGCCCGAGGCAGAGAUGGCCAUCAGUAAAUGGUUCCUUUGUGGCCAUGACGGUGUCUUUGAGAAGAAUGAUGAGUUAGCAUUCACUUAUGCCCAGCGUGCUGCACAAAGCGGCCUCCCCACCGCUGAAUUCGCGUUGGGCUACUUCUACGAGGUCGGCAUCUUUGUUCCCGUUGACAUCAGAGAAGCUCGGAGCUGGUAUGCCAAAGCAGCUGCCAGCGGCAACAAAGACGCGACAGGUCGCAUUGAUAGCAUCUCUCGAUCAAAGACAUUGUCCAGGAAGGAUCAUGAAAAGGUCGCUAUCUCCCGCAUCAAGUCGACCCGUUACGCUCACCAGCGCGACGCUUCCUUGGAAUCCACCCCGGAAAACAUUCAGAUGCCUGACCCUUCACGUAUGAGUCUCAACGACCAACCCCCGUCGGCCGCACCCUACCCCGAUCGCGGCUCUUCUCGUCCUCGUCCACCCGGCCAGCCCAGCUACCAAAUGCCCGAUCCCCGUCCAAGCUCUGCCUUUGGCGUGAACCCGAAUCUCCGCCAGAAUGGGCCUCCCGGUCCAGGCUACGGUGGCCCGCCCGGCCCACCUGGUGGUCGAGCCCCAUCCUACGGCGCCGGUGGCCCUGGCCCCAUGAACUACCGCCAGCCUGGCUCGGGCACCCCUGUCAGUGCCCCAGCAGGACCAACCAGCCCCCAGGCCGCGAACAUGAUCAGCCCCAGUGGCACGCCCCGACUGGACAUCGGGUACUCCGCACCCGUUCCACCACCAGGUGCAGACCGCCGCCGCCCUACACGUCUCGACGCCGCACCGCCGGACCGCAAACCCGUGCGGACUCCUGUCGCUGCCCAUGGCCCCGGCACUCUGCCUUCCCCUCGUCCCGCAGCGUCUCCGAGGCCCACGGGCUCCCCCCAGUCCGCAACCUUCCCUCAGCGCAUGGAUUCACGCCAGCCCUCCUGGGGCUCGCCUUCUUCUACACCCCAUCCGCCAGCGGGCCCACAAGCCGCGCCAGCGCAGAAGCCUGCCGCGCAGCCCUCCAAGCCUGGCCAACUGCCCGGCAAGGGCCCCAAGACUUUCGAAGAAAUGGGAGUCCCCAGUGCCAAGAACGACAGCGAUUGCAUUAUAAUGUGA
This is a messenger RNA of Penicillium canariense, 2337 nucleotides long. RefSeq lists its product as uncharacterized. Bases 1 to 2337 code for a protein of 778 amino acids. The record is from RefSeq and is a predicted model, not a curated record. The transcript has 6 exons. Gene Ontology annotation, molecular function: protein binding. NCBI's taxonomy places the organism in Eukaryota, Fungi, Ascomycota, Eurotiomycetes, Eurotiales, Aspergillaceae.